GGCACUUGUCGAAUCACCGCCGUCGAUGACAAAGCUAGAUCGUUUGUGGAGGAUGUGAGCGAGGGCGAUUUGUGGCUGUUCCCCGGCGGUAUUCCACAUUCUUUACAAGGUUUAGGACCAGACGGGUGCUUUUUCCUACUGGUAUUUAACGAUGGCAAUUUUAACGAGUUCGAAACAUUCCUACUCAGCGAUUUUAUGCGACACGUACCCCGCGAUGUGCUAGCCAAAAACUUUCAGGUGCAAGAGUCCACGUUCGACAACCUGCCCCAACACGAGCUGUACAUAUUCGCCAGUGAACUGCCGCGACCUCUAAUGCAAGAGAAAGAGAUGGCCGCCGAGAAAACGGGUGAAGUACCGCAAUCCUACGCAUAUUUCGCGUCGGCCCAACCGGCGAACGCCACGCGAUGGGGCGGUACCGUCAAAAUCAUUGACAAACGCAACUUCCCGGUGACCGACAUCGCGGCCGCCAUUAUUACGCUCAAACCGGGCGGACUCCGGGAACUUCACUGGCAUCCGAACUCAGACGAGUGGAAUUACUGCGUGUCAGGCAAGGCCCGGGUGGGCGUAUUUUUCGCCGCCGGUCGGUCGCGUACAAUGGACUUCGAGGCCGGAGACGUGGGUUAUAUACCACAGUCGGUGCCCCACUAUAUCGAGAACGUGGGUCAGGACGAUGUGGUGUUUCUAGAGGUGUUUCCCAACGAUACCUAUGUAGACAUAGCGCUGGCCACGUGGUUGGCGCACACCCCUACCCGACUGGUCAAUGAGCACCUGUUCACUGGCGAGCGUUUUUUGGCCGAUAUUCCCAAACGUGAGGCUGUAAAUGUACAAGAUUUUGCUUUAGCGACACAAAUGGCCGGGGUUCAAAUACAAUUGUACAAAGGUGGCGUACGUGAGCUGCAUUGGCACGAUUGCUCGCAGUGGACAUACAUAAUGGAUGGCACAUGCCGAAUUACCCUGGUGGAUCAGGAUGCUAGGUCUUACGUGGCGGACGUGAACAAGGGCGAUUUGUGGCUAUUUCCCACAGCAAGUAAUGGAUGCUUUAUACUAUUAGUAUUCAAUAAGGGCAAUUUUAGCAGUUCCGAUACGUUCCUGAUUACCGAUUGGUUAUUACAUGUGCCACUAGAAGUAUUGGCUAAAAACUUUCAAGUGGACAAAAAUAUAUUUGCCAACAUACCUCACAAGGACCUGUUUAUAUUUGAAUCAGAAUUACCCCGACCAUUGGCGGUGGAGAAAAAACAGGCAGCUCAAGUGACCGGGGAAGUGCCCCUACCGUAUAGCUAUCCGGCCGGCGCACAGGUGGCCAACUAUACCCGUGCGGGCGGUUCGGCCAAAAUUAUUGACAAACGCAACUUCCCGGUGACGGACAUCGCGGCCGCGAUUGUUACGCUCAAACCGGACGCACUCCGGGAACUACACUGGCAUCCAAACGCCGACGAGUGGAACUACUUGGUCACCGGCAAAGUUCGUAUGGGAGUAUUUAACCCGGGUGGUAACGCCAUGACAAUGAACAUGAAUGCCGGUGACAUCGGUUACGUACCGCAGGGGCAGCCGCACUGGAUUGAAAACACGGGUACAGUUGACGCCAUAUUUCUCGAGGUAUUUCCCGCCUCCUAUUACGAGGACAUAUCAUUGGCCGAGUGGUUGGCCCACACGCCCACCCGAAUGGCCAAUGAGAACAUUCAUACUGGCGAACAAUUUUUGGCCAGUAUUGCCAAAACUGAGGCAGUUAUUAGACCCUGGAAUCAAACGUGGUUGCCCGAAUACAAUCAUCUAGUUGACAGCAUAGAGAAAUCUAACAAAUACCUAUUUGCAUUUACCAUAAUUACUUUAUGGACAUUUACCGUGGCAACACAUGGUAGUGACAAUUUGGCCCCGUUCAUGAACCAGCCCCUUCAACGCCAGAACCCCUUAUUAUUUCACCCGCUCAGCACCGAUGCUGGCGCUCUGCCCAACUUUAAAUACCCCUUCGCGUACUCACACACCGCUUAUUAUAGCGGCGGUUGGGUAAAUGUACAAGAUUUUCCCAUAGCGACCAAAAUGGCCGGGGUUCAAAUGAAACUGAUCAGAGGUGGCGUACGUGAGCUGCACUGGCACCCCAGCUCCGAGUGGGCGUAUGUGAUCCAGGGCACUUGUAGGGUAACGCUAGUCGAUCAACACGCUAGAUCAUUUGUAGGCGAUGUAGGCCCUGGCGAUAUAUGGCUAUUUCCACCGGGCAAUCCGCACUCCAUACAGUAUUAUUAUUUCAACGCUCUAUCACAGGGUUUAGGUGAAGAUGGGUGUUUUUUCCUAUUGGUAUUUAACGAUGGCAGUUUUAGCGAUUUUGAUACACUACUACUUACCGAUUGGAUGAGACACGUGCCGCUGGACGUACUAGCCUUAGACUUUCAGGUCAACCCGGAAACAUUCGCCAACCUACCCCAACAGGAGCUAUAUAUGUUUGCCAGUGAACUGCCCCGACCUUUAGAAGUGGAGAGAGAAAUGGCAGCCCAGGGAACGGGUGAAGUGCCCGAUUCGGUGGCCUUUUACGCCAGUCAAAUGGCGCCCAACUAUACCCGUGCGGGCGGUUCGGCCAAAAUCAUUGACAAACGCAACUUUCCCAUCACUGACAUCGCGGCCACUAUUAUAACCCUUAAACCGGGUGCACUCCGGGAACUGCACUGGCAUCCAAACGCUGACGAGUGGAAUUACUGCGUGACAGGCCAUGUACGUUUGGGCGUGUUUAACUCGGGCAGUAACGCCAUGACAGUGAACAUGGACCCUGGUGACAUCGGUUACGUACCACAAUCACAGCCGCAUUGGUUUCAAAACACCGGCACAGAGGACGCUGUGAUGCUGGAGGUGUUUCCCGCCCCCUAUUUCGAGGACAUAUCCCUCGCCGAGUGGUUGGCACACGUGCCCACCCGACUGGUCAAUGAGCACAUUCAUACUGGCGAACGAUUUUUGAACGAUUUCCCACUAGCCACCCAAAUGUCAGGGGUUCAAAUGAAAAUCUACGCGGGUGCAGUACGGGAAAUGCACUGGCACCCACAGUCCGAGUGGGCGUACGUGUUGGAGGGCACUUGUCGUGUAACUCUAAUUGAUCCGGAGGGCAGAUCGUUUGUGGGCGAUAUUGGCGCAGGUGAUUUAUGGUUAUUUCCCACGGGCAAUCCGCACUCCAUACAGGGAUUAGCCCCUGACGGGUGUUUUUUCUUGAUGGUGUUUAACUCGGGCAGUUUUAGCGAUUUUGAUACUUUACUACUCACACAAUGGAUGGACCACGUGCCGUUGGACGUUCUAGCAUUAAACUUUCAGGUGCCUAAGUCAACGUUCCGCAACCUGCCCAAACAGGAACUAUAUCUGUUCGCCAGUGAACUGCCCCGACCUCUAGCGGUAGAGAAAGCGCAGGCGGCGGAAGUGACGGGUGAAGUGCCCAAUUCGGUGGCCUUUUAUGCCAGCAAAAUGACCCCAAACUAUACCCGAUUGGGCGGUUCGGCCAAAAUCAUUGACAAACGCAACUACCCUAUCACUGACAUCGCCGGCACUAUUAUUACCCUAAAGCCGGGCGCACUCCGAGAACUGCACUGGCAUCCCAACGCUGAUGAGUGGAACUACUGCGUAACAGGCCAUAUACGUCUGGGUGUGUUCAACGCCGGCGGUAAUGCCAUGACAAUGGAUACCUAUGCCGGUGAUAUCGGUUACGUACCGCAGGCGCAGCCGCACUGGUUUCAAAACAUAGGCAAAGUUGACGCCGUGAUGCUGGAGGUGUUUCCCACCCCCUAUUUCGAAGACGUAUCACUUGCCGAGUGGUUGGCCCACACGCCCACCCGAUUGGUCGAAGAACACUUUCAUCCGGGUGAAAAAUUUUUGAACGGUAUUGCUAAAACGUUGGCAGUGAUUAGGCCCUGGAAUCGUACAAACAAUCGUGAUGAUUCUGAGUUUAGCACCGAAUCGAGCAGUCAAACA
Messenger RNA from Medioppia subpectinata, 3942 nucleotides. The record is from the annotation of a GenBank genome assembly. NCBI's taxonomy places the organism in Eukaryota, Metazoa, Arthropoda, Arachnida, Sarcoptiformes, Oppiidae.